Messenger RNA from Diaporthe batatas, 2562 nucleotides. RefSeq lists its product as uncharacterized. Gene Ontology annotation, biological process: carbohydrate metabolic process; glycoprotein catabolic process. Gene Ontology annotation, molecular function: beta-mannosidase activity. NCBI's taxonomy places the organism in Eukaryota, Fungi, Ascomycota, Sordariomycetes, Diaporthales, Diaporthaceae. The transcript has a single exon. The record is from RefSeq and is a predicted model, not a curated record. Bases 1 to 2562 code for a protein of 853 amino acids.
AUGGCCGCCAAGGUUAUUGCCGUGGACAAGAACUGGGAGUUCAGACAGGCCGACAAGGAAGACGACAAGUUCCUGCCUGUCGCCCAGUUUCCCACAAAUGUCCACCUCGACCUCAUGCACCAUGGCCUCAUCCCAGACCCUUACAUCGGCAAGAACGAGCUCGACGUGCAGUGGGUAGGGGAGAAGAAAUGGGUCUACAGGACCUCCUUCAAGGCACCAGUAGUUGACAAGGGCAGCAAGGCCGUGCUGGCCUUCGAUGGCUUGGACACCUUCGCCACGGUUGUGCUCAACGGCUCCACCAUCCUUGAGUCGGACAACAUGUUCACCCCUGAGCGGGUCGAUGUCACCUCCACGAUCCUGGAGGGGGACAACAAGCUGGUCAUCACCUUUGACAGUGCCUACCUGAGGGGCUGGAAAGAGGUCGAGAAGCACCCAGACCACAAGUGGGGCUGCUGGAACGGUGACAACUCGAGGCUCGCCGUGCGCAAGGCGCAGUAUGAGUUCGGCUGGGACUGGGGCCCGGUUCUCAACACCUGUGGGCCCUGGAGACCAAUCAAUCUCGAGAUCUACGAGUCCCGCGUCGCCGACCUGUACUUCGACACCACUGUCGAGAAGGACCUCAAGACCGCAACCGUUGUCGCCCGUGCCCAAGUCGAGGGCCCCGCCAACAAGAUCCGCUUCGACGUGUCCCUGGACGGCAACAGUGUGGCAUCCGAGACCAUCAAAGGAGGCGCCGACCUCCAGGCAACCUUCCACAUCAGCAGCCCUUCACUGUGGUACCCUGUCCGCUAUGGCAAGCAGCCCCUCUACACAGUCAAGGCCACGCUACUUAGCGAUGGCGACGACGAGAUCGACAGCGUCACAAAAAGAAUUGGCUUGCGCCGGGCCGAGCUGAUCCAGCGGGCCCUGGAGGAACAGCCAGGGACCUCCUUCUUCUUCCAGGUCAACAACAUCCCCAUUUACUGCGGUGGCAGCGACUGGAUCCCUGCCGACAACUUCUUGCCGCGCAUUUCCCGUCAACGCUACUAUGACUGGGUCAAGCUCGUUGCGGACGGCAAUCAGUUUAUGAUUCGCGUCUGGGGCGGUGGUAUCUACGAGGAGCAGGCGUUCUACGAUGCGUGUGACGAGUAUGGCAUCCUCGUAUGGCAGGACUUCAUGUUUGGUUGCGGAAACUACCCAGCCUACCCCGACAUCCUCAAGUCCAUCAAACGCGAGGCCGAGGAGAAUAUCAAGCUUCUACGACACCAUCCCUCCAUUGUCAUCUGGGCCGGCAACAACGAAGACUACCAGUACCAAGAAUCAGAGAACCUGACAUACGAUUACGAGAACAAGGAUGCAGAGUCCUGGCUCAAGACCGAUUUCCCCGCCCGGUACAUCUACGAGAAGAUCCUUGCAGAUGCCUGCUCCGAACUCAUCCCGAGCACGUACUACCACUUCGGCAGCCCAUGGGGCGCCGGCAAGCCCACGUCAGACCCAACAGUGGGCGACUUGCAUCAGUGGAACGUCUGGCACGGAAGCCAGGAGAAGUACCAGAACUUCGACAAGCUCGUUGGGCGCUUCGUCUCCGAGUUCGGCAUGGAGGCAUUCCCCAACCUCAAGACCAUCGACGCCUACCUCCCCAAGGGCAAGGAUGACCCGGACCGCUACCCACAAUCCAGCACUAUCGACUUCCACAACAAGGCUGACGGCCACGAGCGCCGCAUAGCCCUUUACCUGGUGGAGAACUUCCGCUAUGCGCCAGACCCGAUCGAGCAGUUCAUCUACUGCACGCAGCUCAUGCAGGCCGAGUGUCUCGCAUCCGCCUACCGGCUGUGGAAGCGCCAGUGGAAAGGCCCCGGGCGCGAAUACUGCGGCGGUGCCCUGGUCUGGCAGAUCAACGACUGCUGGCCCGUCACCUCGUGGUCCAUCGUGGACUACUACCUGCGCCCCAAGCACGCGUACUACACCGUUAAGCGUGAGAUGGCGCCACUGAGCAUCGGCAUCACUCGGCGCGAGCAUAAGCACCCCAAGGACAAGUACACCCGGGUCGACAUCGAGACCAAGACCGUGAUCGAAGUCUGGGGCAGCAACCUCACCCUCGAGGACGUCACGGUUGAUACCAUCCUGAAGGCUUGGGAUGUUGAGACCGGCAAGGAGACAUACAGCGAGACGGUCAAGAAGGACAUGGUGCUGCCGGAGAACAGGUCCACCGAGAUCCUCGCCGUAGAGGUCCCUGUGCAACACCCAGGCCAGGGCGAGGAAGCGCGUACGGUCGUCGCUGCAUACACGAUCUGCAAGAAGACGGGCAAGCAGCUUGCUAGAUACGUCAACUGGCCCGAGCCUCUCAAGUAUCUGCACCUGCAGAAGCCCAAGGAGCUCAAGGCUGUCCUGAACAAGGAUGGUACCGCUGUCGAGAUCAGCGCCGAAGUCCCGAUCAAGGGCCUAGCGGUGGAAUGCCAUGAUGAUCACGUCAAGUUUGAUGACAACCUUGUGGACAUAGUGCCGGGCGAGGUGGUUAGCAUCGGGGUCACGGGCGCUACCAAAGAUACCAUCUUUGAGACGCGGUACCUCGGCAUGGUUUAG